AUGAUCUACUACUACUACCCCAUCAUAGUUUUGAUCUACCUACCGUAUGCUGCUCUGGGAGCAACAGCAACAAAAAUCGCGUUGUUCCCAUCGACCGGCUGUUUCAGUCAUGAUGUAAUGAUGAAACAGGUCGGCUCCCAACUCGACGAGAAUAGCAACAAUAUCACAUGGAUUCAAACUUAUCUCUACGAAUUCGGUUACGGUGAAAUGCCACUUCCAGACCACUGGAAUCGGAUGUCUAUAGUGGGGAUCGAUGAGCGAGCCAACUACCUCCAGGAGAACACGGGACGACUAAUAUGGCGCCAAAAUGUGCCUUUCGAUUUCGACAGGCCUUUCAACAUACAGGGCAUCAAGGAUUUCGUGGUAAUGCUGCAACGUCACCAGGAGUACUGUACGGUGAUGCUGGACGACCCGAGAUAUCAGAGAUUACGGAAUGAGAACGUGUCGGUCGCCGUGUUGGAUCACUUUUUACAGGAAUGCAUGGGCGGUCUAGCCCAUCUCCUCAACGCCUCAGUCAUUCAAUUUUCCAACUGGCCACUAUCCGACGGCUACGUCACAUCUUUAAAUCUUCCAGCCUCGCCCGCUUCGGUACCCAAAACUGGCACUCGUAACUCAAGUAACAUGAUGACAUUUUUGGAGAGAUGCCAGAAUGUUCUGUUCCACAUUGCCAUAUUGGUGACACGUUUUGUUCAAAUGAACACACUUGAUGCAAUGUUUGCCAAGAGAAAUUAUCCAUGGAUCCAAGUAGAGCUCAACGAAGCCCAACGUCCAAUAUUUGCUAGUCGAGCCGAGAUGAUCUUCGAGCCGAUUCGACCAAUCAAUAACAGAAUCAAAUUUUUCGGUGCGGCAUCGACGAUGUCACCCGAAAACUACAUCAGCUCCGCCCCUUUCCCGGCUACCGUAUCGUUCUCCGACGCCGUCAUCCUUCAAUCCAACACAUCCAACAUGUCGACAGAGUGUGCCACGUGUCACCAGUCUUCAAAAAUUAGAAGACGUCAAUGGCUAUUCAACAAGCUACACGAUCGUACUGUAGUUUAUCAGCGUCAGGAGGAGAUGAGAUCGAAAUAUUUAUCGAUUGAUUGGGAUCGGGUUCACCGUGAGAAAUUUGUGUUGGUCACGUUUGGAAGUGUCGCCCAAGUCGAUAAAAUCCAUUUUGAUCUACUCAAAUCCCUCCUGGAGACCUUCUCGAAACAACCAGGUCUAAUAAUUUGGCAAUCGAAUUUAUCGAUUGACGAGAUCAAAUCAAUCCAUAAUUUGACAGUACCCCCAAACGUGAUGGUCAGCUCAUGGGUGCCUAUAAAAGAGCUCUUGGCUCAUGACAACAUUGAAUUCUUGAUUUGUCAUGGAGGAAUCAAUACUGUAAAUGAGCUCGCGUUAUUUGGAGUCCCUGUUCUUGGAGUGCCUUUGCAGGGCGAUCAGGCAUCGAAUUUGGCGAGAGUCGUGGAUUUGGGAGCCGCUGAAUUGAUGACAAUUAUAGAGUUGAAUGAGGGGAAGUUGGAUGAAAUGAUGGGAAAGAUGAGGAUGAAUUUGGAGAGAUACUGGUUGCGAAGCGAGAAGCUAGCCAAGAUGCUUGCACACCAUCGUCAAUUCCACACCGGUUAUCAAAAGUUCUGGCUGAAUUGGGUCGCCCGUCACGGGAAGCGGAUAGAGACAAAGCGAUUUGUCAGAUAUCAAUACUUGGGAGAUGUCGACAAUCGACUAUGGAUCACUAUACUUGGUUCGAUAGCGGUUUUGAUCUACUUAGCAUCUUUUUAG
Messenger RNA from Caenorhabditis remanei, 1755 nucleotides. RefSeq lists its product as uncharacterized. The transcript is spliced from 9 exons. Bases 1 to 1755 code for a protein of 584 amino acids. The record is from RefSeq and is a predicted model, not a curated record. Gene Ontology annotation, molecular function: UDP-glycosyltransferase activity. Lineage: Eukaryota; Metazoa; Nematoda; Chromadorea; Rhabditida; Rhabditidae.